AUGGUGUUAGUGGAAGCGAGGGAGUGUGCGAGCGAGCGUCAAGAUUGUGCCUCACCGAGCAAGAUGGCCACCCUAGGCCUGUCGAAGGUGUUCAUCCUGGACAAGUACUUUACCGAGCUGCAGAAGUUCUGGGAAACGGAGAAGAAGCUGCAAGAUGCGUCGUCAUCGAACGAAGCCGUUCAUCUGCAGCAAAGACUGAAAAGCCUCAGUUCGGAGUUGGUGACCUUACGGAACCGUCUCCACACUGGCGGUCAACCGACCGGAACUGGUCCGAACGGAACGGGUGGCGUCCCAGUGGGAGGAGUCGUUUCGCCCAACGCUGGACCAAAUGCUAACCUCAACAACCACAAUGGCUCCAACCACAAUGGCGGCGGCGGCGGCGGAGGAGUGCACGGUACGUCGAACCAUGCGACACACACCACUUCGGGACUUAUGGCCACGACGGUGGGCGCGAACGGAAUCAACGUGCUGCCCCAUCUUGCCAACGGAGGCUGUCCCGGCAGCAACAACAACAACCCGAACAACAACAACAACAACACCAACAACAGCGUUAGCAUUAACAGCAAAAACAACACCAACAACAAUCCUACCAAUAAUGUUAAGAACCACAUGCUAGUGACGAGUGCGGCCCAGUGCAUACCGUCGUCGGUCCAGGCGGGCGGCAACGGCAACAAUCUGAACGCCUCGCAGCCGAACGUCAACGUCUUGCCAAUCGUUUCGCCAAGGAAUACCUCAAUCCCGUACCCGCUGCCCCAUCACAACGCCAGCACCAACGGCACGAUGCUGCACGGAGACACGAUACCAUGCGGCGGAACGCUGCCGAGACGCACGGGUACGAUGGGGUUCGGUGGCAGCGGAGCGCAGUACGCGAUGGGACACAUCGGGGGAUCGGUCGGUUCGAUCACCUCCCCGAGCGGUGCCGGAACCGGAGGAGCCCUGCCGGGGAUGUUCGGCGGGACGGGGCAGUCGGCGGGGCACGUUCGGGACCGGCAGGAUGCCGGAGGAACCGCCGCGAGCGAGAUGGACGACCUGAUACAUCUGCCCGGACCACUCACCGAGGACGCCGUCAUGCGCACCCUUCACAACCGAUUUAACGACGGGAAAUAUUUCACCAACGUUGGACCGAUUCUGCUGUCCGUCAAUCCGUACCACGACGUCGGCAACCCGCUGACGCUGUCCUCUACCCGCUCGGUUCCCCUCGCCCCGCAGCUGCGCAAGAUCGUCCAGGAGGCCGUCCGGCAGCAGGCGGAAACGGGCUACCCGCAGGCGAUCAUUCUCUCCGGCACUUCCGGCUCGGGCAAGACGCACUGUUCGAUGCUGCUGCUGCGACAGCUGUUCGCCGUCGCUGGCGGAGGACCGGAAACCGACGCGUUCAAGCAUCUGGCCGCGGCCUUCACCGUCCUGCGCUCGCUCGGCUCGGCCAAGACGGCGACCAACUCGGAAUCGAGUCGAAUUGGCCAAUUCAUCGAGGUGCAGGUGACGGACGGGGCGCUCUACCGGACCAAGAUCCACUGCUACUUCCUCGACCAGACGCGCGUCAUCCGGCCGCUGCCGAACGAGAAAAACUAUCACAUCUUCUACCAAAUGCUGGCCGGGCUGAACGCGGACGAGUGCGCCCGCCUCAACCUGGAGGGCUACUCGCCGGCGAACCUGCGCUAUCUGCAGCACGGAGACAUCCGGCAGGACGAGCAGGAGGAUGCGGCCCGCUUCCAGGCGUGGAAGGCCUGCCUCGGCAUCCUGGGCAUUCCGUUCCUGGACGUGGUGCGCGUGCUGGCGGCGGUGCUGCUCCUCGGCAACGUGCAGUUCGUCGACGGGCAGGGUCUCGAGGUGGAGGUGGUCGGCGAAACGGAACUGAACGCCGUGGCGAACCUGCUCGGUGUCCCGCCGGCCCAACUUUUCCGCGGGCUGACGACGCGAACGCACAACGCCCGGGGUCAGCUCAUCAAGUCCGUGUGCGACGCCAACAUGUCCAACAUGACGCGCGACUGUCUGGCGAAGGCCCUCUACUGCCGAACGGUGGCAACUAUCGUCCGGCGAGCAAACAGUCUCAAGCGCCUCGGUUCGACACUCGGGACCCUUAGCUCCGACAGCAACGAGUCCGUGCAUAAUCAGGCGGAAGUGGCAAGCCAGCACGCGUCGACGAUCGGCGGAAAUGCGGGCUCGAAAUCGAUGGCAGCACUGAACAACGCCGUACGACACGCGACGGAUGGAUUUAUCGGCAUUCUAGACAUGUUCGGCUUCGAGGAACCACGACCUGCACAGCUUGAGCACCUGUGCAUCAACCUGUGCGCGGAAACGAUGCAGCACUUCUACAACACCCACAUCUUCAAGAGCUCGGUCGAGUCGUGCCGCGAGGAGGGCAUCAUCUGCGACACGGAGGUGGACUACGUCGACAACGUGCCGUGCAUCGACCUGAUCUCGUCGCUCCGGACCGGCCUGUUGAGCAUGCUGGACGCGGAGUGCUCGGUGCGCGGCACGGCCGAGAGCUACGUGGCCAAGAUCAAGGUGCAGCACCGGAACUCGGCUCGCCUCGAGCAGCGCGCCCUCGAGCCCUACGACCCGCGCCUCUUCGCCAUCCGCCACUUUGCCGGGCGCGUCGAGUACGACACCACCGACUUCCUCGACACGAACCGCGACGUUGUGCCGGACGACCUGGUGUCGGUGUUCUACAAGCACACGUGCAACUUCGGCUUCGCGACGCACCUCUUCGGCACGGAGCUGAAGGCGCUGUACGCGCAGGAGAGCGGUCCUCGGGGGCUCAGCUUCCGGAUCGCGCCCACCUCGCACACGGACCUGCUGAACGGCGACGAACCGGUGUCGACGCUGACGCAGGACUUCCACACGCGCCUCGACAACCUGCUGCGCACCCUCGUGCACGCCCGCCCACACUUUGUGCGCUGCAUCCGCUCGAACACGGCCGAGAAGGGCGGUGCGUUCGACCGGGGGGCAGUCGUGCGGCAGAUCCGCGCCCUCCAGGUGCUCGAGACGGUCAACCUGAUGGCGAGCGGGUUCCCGCACCGGAUGCGCUUCAAGCAGUUCACCGCGCGCUACCGGAUGCUGGCGCCCUUCCGGCUGCUGCGCCGCUGCGAGGAGAAGGCGCUCGAGGACUGCAAGGUGGUGCUGGACUUUGCGCUCGAGAACCCGCCGGAGCUGGACGGCUCGGUGACGCUCUCGUGGGCGCCCGGCAAGCGACACAUCUUCCUCAGCGAGGGCAUCCGGCAGCACCUGGAACGGCUGCGGGCCGAGGUGCGCACGAAGAGCGCCACCCUCAUCCAGGCGACCUGGCGCGGUUGGAACCUCCGGAAGCGACUCGGCACGAUCCGGCGAACGCACGACAUCCAGCUGAUGGGCGGCGCACUGCAUUCCAUCAAGCAGAACUCCGGCUCAGGUGUAACACGUCGACGAGCGAGAACUACUCCUUAUUCAUAACUGAUACGCUUCUCUCCCUCCCUCACUCUCUCAGGUGCACGCACGGGAAAUGUCACGCACGGCAAUGGCACCGGAAACAACACCGGGACGGCGACGAGACCUAGACCGCAACCGAUCGCCGGAACUCCACCGCCCGAUCCGAACGAAAAAUGCGACUCGAAGAUCAUCGCACAAACCUGCACACUGUUCGGGCUCGAUUUGGAACGACCACCACCCGUGCCACCUUCCCGCUCCUACACCGUCACGGGAAAUUCGAAGCUCGGCUACCCCCAGACUCGCAUCAUGAAGAUGAACUUUCCCGAGGAUCCGGCCGCCGUAGGGUUGGGCGAGCAGCUGCGGAAGGGUGAGGCGGUCACGGUCACCGGAGCGUCCCAUCGGCGGGGACACCUGAUCGUCGAACACAACGGCAUCAGCCUGCACGUCCCGUUCCAGUACAUGGAGUUGGUGAAGACGAUCGUUCCGGCCGGCGCAACCAAUGGCCCGUCCUCUGGUGCACCCGCCCCUCCACCACCCACGGCCACUGCGGUCAACAUUUGA
Molecule: messenger RNA, 3966 nt
Organism: Anopheles coustani
Lineage: Eukaryota; Metazoa; Arthropoda; Insecta; Diptera; Culicidae
Product: unconventional myosin-Ia-like
Biological process (GO): vesicle transport along actin filament; actin filament organization
Cellular component (GO): myosin complex; vesicle; cytoplasm
Molecular function (GO): cytoskeletal motor activity; ATP binding; actin filament binding
Source: RefSeq, a predicted model, not a curated record